CACUUCAUCAAAGCCCAAAGGCCCAAACGCGAAAAUCCCGUGACCUUCUUAAAUACAAAAAUAUUAAUAACAUUCCUCUUCAUAUUCUCGUGACGCAAUAAAUACCCUCACUCUCUUUCACUAUAAUAUAAAUACUCCACUCCCCCAAAAUCCCCAAAUUCCUUAUUUCUCCUUCUUCAACCUCUGCCAAUGGCGACCUUCAUUCAAUUCCCCCAUCUCCUAACUGUCUUAACCCUUCUUCACUUCCCUUCCCUCUCCGCCUCCUUCACCGUCAUCAUGUCCGACUCCGGCGCCCCCUCCGCCCUCGUCGACGGCCCCCAAUCCGGCUUCUCCCUUCACAAUGCCGUCGUCCGUACCGACCCCGCCGAGCAAUCCGCUGUCUACGACAUCAUGUCCGCCACCGGCAACCACUGGGCCACCCAAAUCCCCGACGUCUGCGGCGGCCGUUGGCACGGCAUUGAAUGUAUGCCCGAUAACCACAAUCUCUUCCACAUCGUAUCUCUCUCAUUCGGUUCACUCUCCGACGACACCGCUUUUCCGACGUGCGACCCGACCCGGUCCAUAAUUUCCCCUUCCCUCACUAAACUCCCCCACCUUCGAACGCUAUUCUUCUACCGUUGCUUCUCUGAUAAUCCCCAAUUGAUCCCUUCGUUUUUAGGGCAGUUGGGUCCUUCCUUACAGACGUUGGUCCUUAGAGAGAAUGGUCUUAUAGGCCCCAUUCCAACUGAAUUGACCAAUUUGACCCGGCUCAGGGUUCUUGAUCUUCAUGGGAAUAACUUAAACGGGUCGGUCCCGGUUGGGUUGAACCGGUUACUCGGUUUGAGGUCGUUGGAUUUGAGUCGGAAUAAGUUGACCGGUCCGAUCCCGAGUUUGGGGUUAUCUAAUUUGAGAAUACUUGACGCAAGUCAGAAUCUUCUGACAGAUUCGAUUCCGAUUGGAAUUGCCACGUGUCAAUCUCUCGUUAAAUUGGAUUUAAGUCGUAAUCGUUUAACCGGGGUAAUUCCAAAAUCCAUUAGUGGACUUAAAGAUCUUGUUCUUUUGGACUUGAGCUAUAACCAAAUCUCCAGCCCACUUCCGACGUCGUUUCAGCUUUUGAGCUCUUUAGAAGUUUUGAUUUUGAAAGGAAAUCCAAUGGAUUGUGUUAUUUCUAGUGAUUUAUUUGAUGGUAUGAUGGGUUUGAUGACAUUGAUUCUUUCUAAUAUGGGCUUUCACGGCCCAAUUCCUGGAUCUUUGGGCCGGUUGCCCAAUCUUAGAGUCCUUCAUCUUGAUGGCAACCACUUCAAUGGCUCAAUCCCCUCAAACUUUGAAGGCUUGAGAAACCUUAGUGAUUUGAGGCUCAAUGAUAAUGCAUUGACUGGACCAAUUCCAUUGCAGAAGGAUAUGAUUUGGAGAAUGAAGCGAAAGCUUAAACUAUACAAUAACUCAGGGUUGUGUUACAACUCUAAGGGUGGAGCUGUCGAUGUCUCGGGUUCGCCUUAUAAUAUUGGUAUUGGCCCGUGUAACACCCCUUGACUCGAACCAUAGAAAAUGUAAUCUUUAGGUCAUGAAAAUGUAGCUAGAACUUGUGUAAAUGUGUCACGUGAGAUAGUUUCUAAUAAUAAGCUUAACUCUGUAUGCAUUUGUAAUUUACUUAACGAUCGUUCGUGUAUGUAUUAAUCAAGCCAUUACUAAUAUUAAACAUUAAAGCUCGGUAGUAAUUGAAAAUUCAUUAUGUUAAGUGAGAGUGAAUGUAAACUCAGUUUUCU
Benincasa hispida (wax gourd) is the source of this 1745-nucleotide messenger RNA. It is a transcript of the gene TMM, whose product is annotated as Leucine-rich repeat (LRR) family protein. Gene Ontology annotation, molecular function: protein binding. Lineage: Eukaryota; Viridiplantae; Streptophyta; Magnoliopsida; Cucurbitales; Cucurbitaceae. The record is from RefSeq and is a predicted model, not a curated record.